Molecule: messenger RNA, 3199 nt
Organism: Clunio marinus
Lineage: Eukaryota; Metazoa; Arthropoda; Insecta; Diptera; Chironomidae
Source: the annotation of a GenBank genome assembly
GUGUGUAAUCAGCAUUAAAACAAAAUAUAAAGUGUAAUUAUAAAAAGGAUUAUACAUUUAAAAGCAAAAAUAGUUUUCAAAGUAUUCGCUGGUAUGGGAAAUCAUCAUUGAUCAACGAAGCAGUGUGAAUUAUCUUAAAAAAAUAGAAUAAUUUAAAGAUUUUUUAAAAUUCUGUUGUAUCUAAUAAGAGAAAACUAUCAUAAAUUAUAAGUAUACAUAAAAGUUGCUUUGAAAUGACAACGCAAGAUACAAGCACCCGUAGAAGGGUGAAACUAUAUGCAUUGAAUGCUGAAAGACAGUGGGAUGAUCGUGGAACAGGACACGUUACGUCGAACUAUGUAGAUCGAUUGAAAGAUUCCUUCUCAGGAAUUUCGCUUCUGGUGCGAGCCGAAAAUGAUGGCUCAUUACUGCUUGAGAGUAAAAUUCAACCUGAUACCGCUUAUCAAAAACAACAAGAUACUUUGAUUGUGUGGAGUGAGGGCGACAAUUUUGAUCUUGCAUUGAGUUUUCAAGAAAAAGCUGGAUGUGAUGAGAUAUGGGAGAAGAUUUGUCAAGUACAAGGAAAAGAUCCAUCAGUUGAUACAACACAAGAUCUUGUUGAAGAGUCGGAAGAUGAACGCUAUGAUGAUAUGCCAGAUUCAGCGCCACCCGUUGAACUUCCUCCUUGUGAAAUGUCGCGUCUUGAAGAUAUAAGCGAAAUUAUAUCAAACAGCCUCAACACACAAAUACGUAAGGAGAAGCUGGGAGUUGCUUUAGAACAUGAAAACUACAUCAAAAAGCUCCUCAAUCUUUUCCAUAUGUGUGAAGAUCUCGAGAAUCAAGAAGGACUUCAUUAUCUUUUCGAAAUAUUUAAGAAUAUCUUUCUUCUCAACCGUACGCAGUUGUUCGAGAUAAUGUUUGCUGACGAUACCAUUUUUGAUGUUGUCGGAUGUUUAGAAUACGAUCCAUCAGGUGGACCACCAAAACGUCAUCGUCAUUAUCUUAAGCAAUAUUCGAAGUUUCGUGAACCCAUUGAAAUAAAGAAUCCCGACCUCUUGGCAAAGAUUCAUCAGACUUAUCGAGUUCAGUACAUUCAAGAUAUUGUUCUACCUGCGCCGUCCGUUUUUGAAGACGCAAUGCUGAAUUCUUUGUCAAGCUUCAUAUUUUUUAAUAAAUGUGAAAUUGUCACACUUAUUCAAGAGGAUGACAAGUAUUUGGAUGAUCUCUUCGCUCUGUUAAGCGAUAUAAACACGCCGCUUGAUAAGCGUCGUGACUCGGUGCUGUUCCUAAAAGAAUUUUGCAGUUACGCUCAACUGUUACAACCACACGCAAAAGAAGCUUUUUAUAAGAGCUUAAUAAGUCUCGGCAUUCUGCCAGCUUUGGAAAUCAUCUUGAACAUCCCUGAUUCGAAAAUAAAGUCGGCAUCAAUUGAUAUCCUCACGACAAUUGUUGAAUAUUCGCCUUCAUUGAUAAGAGAUUACACAUUGUCACAAUAUAAUAAUCAAGAGGAUGAUCAAUGUCUCAUUAACAUUGCAAUUGAACAAAUGCUAAACGACUCAGAACCAGAACUAGGAGGCGCUGUGCAGCUGAUGGGCGUCAUUCGAAUUCUUCUUGAUCCCGAAACAAUGCUAGCAAGCGCUAACAAAUCCGAAAAGACAGAUUUUCUCAACUUUUUCUAUAAAAAUUCCAUCCAAAUUUUAAUCACUCCUUUAUUGACCAACACAGCACAUGAGAGACCAGCAAAUGAAGAUUAUCACACUGUACAAUUGUUGGGACUUAUUCUUGAGUUGCUUUCAUUCUGUGUUGAACAUCAUAGCUACCAUAUAAAGAAUUGUAUUAUCAGCAAGGAUUUAUUGAGGAGAAUUCUCGUUCUUAUGCGUUCAAUGCACACUUUUUUGGUUCUCUGCGCUUUGAGAUUUUUACGUAAAAUCAUUUCAAUGAAGGAUGAUUUUUAUAAUCGAUAUAUUACAAAAGGAAAUCUUUUUGCACCAGUUGUCGAGGCCUUCAUUCGCAACAACGGACGUUAUAAUCUUCUUGAAUCUGCCAUUUUGGAAUUGUUUGAAUUCAUAAAAUUAGAAGAUAUAAAAAUGCUUUGCACUUACGUUGUCGAAAAUUUCGGUAAAAUCUUCGAUGAAAUUCAAUACGUGCAGACAUUUAAGACUUUAAGAAAUAAAUAUGAUCAGCAUCAAGACAGACUAAAGGAUAAGGAAAAGGGUUACGAUACAAUGCCGUCUAUCUUAAGAAACUCAAGGUUUCGUCGUGAUCAACGUCAACCACCAGAAGAAGAAGAAAUGUGGUUUAACGAAGAAGAUGAUUUUGAAGAUGUUCCUGCAGACACAAAAAUUGUAUCAGAUCUGGAUAGCAGCAUAAGUAAAAUUUUGGAUAAGAAAGCUGACUUGGUUAAUGGACCAAAGCCCCAUCUUCUACAAAAUUCUACAAACUCAGCGAUACAACAUCAACAGCAACAACAAUCAAUGCAAACAAAUGUCAAUUCAACUAAUAAUAAUAAUAAUCUUGUAAGUAGCAACAGUCGUAAAUCAGCGGAAACAGUGACAUCGUCAUUGGAAGAGCGAAAUGAUGAAAAAGAAAAUUCACCAAAGCUCCAAAGUGAAACGACAAUGAACUCUGUUAAUCAAGAUACAAAAAGUGAUGCUGUAAAAGCACUUUCUGCAGCUCUUGGCGAAGAAGCUGAAGCUGAAGAUGAAGAAGAGGAAGAAACAACAAAAGAAACGAAAGUGACGUCAUUGGAAGAAAGUGCUGUAACAGAUCAGAAACCAUCACCACCGCAACAAAAGCAGCAAGAGCAGCAGCUAGCGUCAAGUAGUAGUGAUACUGAAAAUGUCGAUAGUAGUAACAAUAGUGGCGGUGAAGAAAGUAAAGUUGAAAUUGAACCAACAAUGUCUGUGAGUGCCGAAGAAGAAAGCAGUGUAGGCGUCAAAAAGGCUCUUGUUGAUUAUGAAGGGGACGAUUCAGAUGAAGAAGGAGAUGAAAAUAAUGGAGAUACAGAGGAUGCUGAAGAACCGCAACAUAAAAAGGCUCGUUUGGAAUAGUUCAAUACAUAAAUGUGUCCAUAAAUCAUCCAUAAAUAUUUGUAAAAAUUUAAGGAUGAAGGGAAGAAAAUAUGAAACAAAUACACAAAAAAACUCCUAAAAGAAUGGUAUAACGUAAAUUAAUUUAAAAUAAUAAAUAAAAUAAAAAUAAUUUAAGUUUUAAAAAUGAA